Rotaria sordida is the source of this 2976-nucleotide messenger RNA. Lineage: Eukaryota; Metazoa; Rotifera; Eurotatoria; Philodinida; Philodinidae. The record is from the annotation of a GenBank genome assembly.
AUGCUCGUUGUCACUGGUCAAAUGAAAUGUCGAGGAUAUCACUUUAGUGCCUAUACAACAGAGACGUUGCCUUUUGCACUUGCAUUAUCAAAUCGUCGCAGUCAUUAUUUUCUUUGUGCCAUGAGUGAAUAUAUGUAUGGCUAUCGAAAUAAUUCAUCGCGUUUUCAAUAUGAGCCAAAUUGUUGGAAUAACUCUCGAACAUUUAAUGAUCAACCGUAUGCUGUUUUUCCUGAUGUAUGUCAGACAUCUCGAGAAUGUAUUUCACAAUAUCGAAUUCAUGAUGGAUAUCACGACUGUAUUGAUAAAGAAGAUGACUUCAAAGACUUUGAUAAAGACUAUUGUACUGGUAAUGUGAAACGACAUCGUUUUCAAUGUUUUAACAAUGAACACAAAUGUCUAUUAGUCUCAUAUUUGGGUUCAGGAAAAAAUGAGUGUUCAAACGGUUAUGAUGAAAUAUGGUACGGUACUGGCAAUCCUAUUGCAAGAGAGAUCAAUUGCUAUGAAGGAAACAAUGCAGGUUGUGAUCGUUUAAGAGAGUAUAUUCGAUUGUCAUCAAUCACCAAUAUUUCAUUGCUUGAGCAUCAAGAGAAAAUAUCGAUUUCUCAAAUACCUUUUUAUUCAUAUUGCAAUAGUUUCUGGGAUCUCAAUAAUCAUAUUGAUGAAUCGAGUUUUGCAUGCAAAUAUUGGACAUGUCAACACUAUGAAUACGAAUGUCAAACUGGACAAUGUAUUCAACUUGAUUGGGUAUGUGAUGGUGAAUGGGAUUGUGCUGAUGCAUCUGAUGAAGAAGCUAUUGUGCUCAUUAAUACUUGGUCAGUACACAAUGCCAAACUCUCCGAGUUAAAUGAUAAAGUGAAGAAAUGUCGUGAACGAUAUUCUCAGUCUCCAUUUUCUACCAUAUGCAAUACUUCCUUUGAAUUUGGAUGCUAUCGAUCAGGAGUAUCAAAUCCAUUGAAUAUUGAUACUCAUCGACCAUGCAUCAAUCUUACUCAAAUUGGCAAUAAGAUCGAAGAUUGUUACGGUGGUUAUGACGAAAAAAAUACAUUUGAAAUUAAUUCUCGCAUGUUAGGUUACGAACUUGUCUGUGAAUCUACUCAUAUAUCAUAUGCAGCUGCUUGUCUUUAUUCUGUAUUCAAUAAUUGCACAACAAUUCUGUGUUCAAAUCAUCGUGAUGAAAAUGGAACAUGUUCAGGUACAAAUGAUUUUAUUUGUCUAAGAACAAAUGUUUGCAUGAAGAAUGCUCGAUGCAAUAAUAAACUUGACUGUCCCGAUGGAGAAGAUGAAUACUGGUGUAUUUCGAAUCCAUCGCAAAAUCUGCUACGUUACCGUUCUAAAAAAGAAAAGGAAUACUAUACAAAGCAGAGAUCAAUGCAUUUUUCAUAUUCUCCAAUCGUUGAUAUAAGCGUAACAAAUGAAUCGGCAAUGUCAAAUUCAAACAACACCAUUCGAAAUGACAGUUUAUUCAUUUCUUAUUCAUAUCAAUGCAAUCGAGGUGUUACUAUUCUUGAAGGGAAUACGACUCGAUGUUUAUGUCCGCCAGCUUAUUAUGGUAGUCGGUGUGAAUUCUUCACUGAUCGAAUUAGUGUCAUUACACAUGUUGCUCCCAACAUAUUAUCAAAUACGACGCUAAAAAUCAAAGCUAAUUUUGUAUUCAAGGAAACAAUCAUCGAUCAUCAUGUAUUUCAUGUUAUUCCAACAACUGAAGAUGUCAAGAUUUUUAAACAUAAAUUCUAUUUACUUUAUAUGCAAUCUAAUAGUAUGCUUGCACAUAAAAUACAGCGAUAUUUCAGUCGAUAUGAUGUGAUUCAUAAUCAUCCUUACUCAGUUCAUUUCGAUGUUUUUACACUUACAAUAAACAAUAGUAUUCAAGAACUAGGCUCAUGGCACUAUCCAAUUUAUUUUGAUUACCUACCAGGAUUUCGUCUAGCCGUUAUUUUAAGAUUUCCAUUCUGGUUUGGAAAUGAAACGUAUGAUCGUUGUUUGAAAAAUAAUUGCACUGAGAAUUCGACUUGUAAGCCGAUUUUCAAUCAAAAUAACUCCUAUUAUUGUUCAUGUAAAAGUGGAUUUUAUGGAAAAUAUUGUCAAAUGUAUGAACAUCGUUGUGAAUCGUAUUGUUCUUCUGAUGCACUCUGUCGAUUCGAUGAUAUCAAUAUAAAUUAUCCUUAUUGCAUUUGUCCAAUUGGUCGAUUUGGUCCACGUUGUCAUUUAAAAUAUGAUGAUUGCUAUUCAAAGCCAUGUUUGAACGAUGGAAUUUGCCAAACAACUUAUGAUAUAAGUGGCGAAAUAUCAUAUUUGUGUGCUUGUUCCGACGGAUACUUCGGAAAUCGAUGUCAAUAUAAGAAAUUAUCUGUUAGUAUCGAUUUGCAUAUGGCUCUAAUAUCAUCAGCUCGUGGCACAGUAGCUCAAAUUUUCAAUAUUCAUGAAUAUUCAUUGAAUUUGAAAUAUCAACAGGUCUAUUACGAUAUGCCAAGAAUAGUAUUUUAUGAUCAGGAUAAGAUUAUGCCGCCCAUUCUCGGACUUCUUAAAAUUUAUCAAGAUCUAUCAGAUCCACAAUAUUUUAUUAUGUACUUACUGGAUCAGAUAGUGAUCAAUAUUACUUCAUCUCCAAGACAUUGUCCACAUGUCUCGUCUCUAUUAUUGGAAAGUGAAGUUUUUCACAAAGAUCCUCAUCCAUCUGUUCCAGCCGUCUUCAAAUAUCAUCAGAUCUGUCAAAAUGAUACUCGUCGUUAUUGUUUUCAUGAUGAAAAUUAUCUGUGUAUCUGUCAAGGUGACAACUAUCGUGCAGAUUGUUAUAUUUAUAAUACUCAACUAGAUCAUUGUGAUAACUGCCUAUAUAGAGGAAAAUGUCUUCAAGGUGAUCGAAAAAAUCCAACCAACUUCAUAUGUCUUUGUCCAUUUUGUCAUCAAGGACAUCGAUAAUUUGGUCUAUAUUUUACAUCAUUAGUUUACUACAUUUCUGUGCCAUUCUAUUCAUGA